Messenger RNA from Pochonia chlamydosporia 170, 1998 nucleotides. Its product is annotated as ankyrin repeats (3 copies) domain-containing protein. The record is from RefSeq and is a predicted model, not a curated record. Gene Ontology annotation, molecular function: protein binding. The transcript has 5 exons. Lineage: Eukaryota; Fungi; Ascomycota; Sordariomycetes; Hypocreales; Clavicipitaceae. Bases 1 to 1998 code for a protein of 665 amino acids.
AUGGUGGGCUUGCUCAGUCUACCCGAUGAGCUGCUUGUAUUCAUCGUGCGUGGUCUGGAUAGCCAGCCAUCCAUCUUGAAUCUCGCCAAAACCAGUCGCAGAUUGUUCAACCUCGCUAUCUCCGAGCUGUACUGUUGCAACGCGCUAGCAGCCUCAUUGAAACGAGAAGAAAGAUAUGCCAAUGCCCAGAGAGACGAAGAGGAACGGAGCCAGGAAGACAGCCUCGAUGGCGACUUCUCUGACUACGACUCGGACAUGACAUUAGGCAGUGCGGGGGAUGAGGACGAUCUCAAUGGUGAGGCCGAACUUUAUAGAUUGGACGACCAGGCCAUCUAUUGGGCCAUAGACAAGGGAAGGUUAGAUACGCUGCAGAGGGCACAAGACGCAGGAGUUGCCACCAACGAUGUCCGCCUUGUUCGUCUUGCUGCCACAACCGGCAACCUGACUAUUCUCGAGCAUCUGCUCCAGGACAGCCAAAAUGCUCAUCACCUCACGGAAAAAAGUGGAAGUCGGCUUAUAGAAGUAGCCUCUCGUGGGGGUCAUGUCAAAGUCGUCGAGAAACUCUUUGACCUAGGUGCAACAAUAUCAGUUCAGCCUUGGCGCUCUCUCCAUGCUGCGGCCGUUGCACAAUACAUGAUGGACGACGACGAUGAUGACGACGAAGACGAAGCAGAUGUCAAAUGUAAACUCCUCAUCCGGCUUCUGAUAGAAAAUGGCGCCAACGUGAAUGCCCUCAACGACGAAGGCGAAACUGCCCUUUACUGCGCCAUAAGGAACGGCUCAACCAGCGCGUGCGCCGCACUUUUGGAUCACGGGGCCGACAUCAAUGCCUUGGACUCUGGCGGAAAGACAAUGCUAAUGGCAGCCAUAAUGAUGCGCCGUGAUUGCUCAAAGACGGCCUUACUUCUUCAAAGAGGCGCCGACGUAAUGAGUCGAGACCGGGAGGGGAACCUGCCACUCACCGUAGCCGUCGAGUGGUCUUCGAAGAUGAUUGUACAGAUGCUUUUGCAGCGCAAUGCCGACACCAACGCUGCAAAUGAGUCAGGUUGCACACCUCUACUGGUAGCAGCUGCUAGAGGUGAAGCAGAGACAAUCUGGCUCUUGCUGGAAUUCGGAGCUGAAGUCGAUAGAGUCGCCAGUUGCGGAUGCACACCACUCAUGCAUGCUUGUCAAAAUGGCAACCUCGACGCCAUCCAAAUUUUGCUUCGACACGGCGCCGAUAUUACCAAUGUCAACGGUCCUGGCAGCACUAUAUUGCAUCUAGUGGCGGACAGCGGAAGGCACCCUGCCACAGAACUGGUCAUUCAGCAUUGGAAAGGGCUGUUAGGCAACGGCACAUCAAAAUCAACCACACUCCCCGUGGAUGAGGUAGAUCCCCUUGGUCGGACAGCUCUAUUCUACGCGGCCAGGGCCGGAGCGAGCCAAGUUGUGCAGCUGCUGCUUGAUGCUGGUGCCUCUGCCCAUAUAAAAGACCGAUUUGGCGCCACUCCCGUCUUUGCUGCCGCCCGUAAUGGUCAUACAGAGGCGGUUCGUAUUUUGCUUGCCGCUUAUCCUGCCGGAAUAGAUGAAACCGAUGUCUUUGGACUUAGACUUAUCGACUGGGCUGUCGACUGUGGCCCGACGGAUCUUGUCAAGCUUGUCAAUAAGUACAAGGGUGAGCCUGUCAUCACUAAAAUGCCCGGAGGGUUCUAUGGACCAUCGUGGCAUGAUUUCAGGCUGUCGCCGAAUCGACGCAUAUAUGAUAUAUCCGUCAGACACGGCAUGGUCGAAGCAAAGGCACUGCAGCCGCACUCAUAUAAAGCGCCAAAUGGGGCGUCCAUGCGACCAAAUUCACCGUACCAACAACACCUUGUAGCUAGGCUAUCCAAGGGAAGCGAUGUCAUCGUGUAUGCUGUUCCUUCAGGAACCCGUUUGCCCGAUGACUUGGUGCUGGUACAUGAGCGUACCGACCAUUUCUCUCUACAGCCAGCUCGGAGUAUGACUCUGGACGCAAAAUAA